CUCUUGUACUCGGCACCCGUAAUAACCCGUCGUUCCUUCACGGCUUCUCCAGUAUCUAUUGAUUUUUGUGGCGAAGCAAAGCAAAUAUUAGCCUUGAUUUUGACCUUAACUAGAGAAGCAUUCCCAAAUCCUUGGUUCCUUGACCCAAUAAGUGCCUUUCUUUCCGAGCUCACGGAAACAUGGAAGUUCUUCAAUCGUGACCGAGAAAACCAGCGAGUGAUCUAUUGUUGAGUGUGGUGGUAUUUGAACUAUGAUUUCAAGGAGGCGAACCAUAUACUAUACCAUCUUGUUGACCUCUUUCUUUUGGAUUUUUGGAACUGUGUCUUUCCUCUUGCUACAAUCACUAGAGGUCAACAUUGAAGUCAAACGCAGACGUCAAGCCGAGUACUUUUCACUUGAAAAGCCGCACUGGCAAAUAAAGUUAGAAGACAACAUAUUCGCGCCCCCGCCACUACCACCGCCUAGAAACUCAAGUCAUAAUCCUCACCGCCCGAGGAAGGCAGCAAAACGUCCUCGUGAAGCUCAAACAAAUAGGGUAAAUCCAGGGAAAGUAGUAUACGUUGCAGCACGCUACGAACACUACCCCCCUGGGGUCAAAUUAGAUGGUCCUGGGGACAUGGGAGAGGCAGUGAGCGUACCUAAAAGGUUAAAGGAAAAGGAGGAGGAGGGCUACGAACUACAUUCGUUCAACCUUGUGGCUAGCGAUAUGAUGUCCUUAUACAGAAGACUGCCCGACUACCGGAACGAUGCGUGCAAAGCCAAGAAAUAUCCUCUUCAUCUUCCCAAGAGUAGCAUAAUUAUUUGUUUCCACAACGAAGCGUGGUCGACAUUGUUGAGGACAGUUCAUAGUGUUAUUAAUAGGACACCGCCUAGAUUACUAGAAGAGAUACUUCUUAUCGACGAUGCAAGUAAUAGAGAUGAUUUAAAAGAAAAAUUAGAAGAAUACGUAGCCAAGUUAAAGGUUGUUAGAAUUAUCCGCCUCUCUAAGAGGCAAGGACUUAUACGUGCACGUUUAAAAGGUGCUGCCGCUGCCAAGGGAAGUAUAUUGACAUUUCUAGAUGCUCACUGUGAAUGUUCAAAAGGCUGGUUGGAACCACUAGCUGCUAAAAUUGCAGAAAACAGUUCUAAUGUAGUGAUGCCGGUCAUUGAUGAGAUCAGUGACACGACCUUUUACUAUCAUGCCGUGCCUGAGCCUUUUCAUAGGGGUGUAUUUCGAUGGAGGCUAGAGUUUGGAUGGAAACCUGUUCCACAGUAUGAGAUGGAAAGAAGGAAGGAUGAGGCAGAUGGAAUCAGAACCCCAGUGAUGGCUGGUGGCUUGUUCUCUAUUGAUAAGAACUAUUUUGAAAAAAUUGGUACCUAUGAUACUGGUAUGGACAUCUGGGGUGGUGAGAACCUGGAGAUCUCAUUUAGGAUCUGGAUGUGCGGUGGUGCCAUCGAGAUGCUCCCAUGUUCACGUGUGGGUCAUGUAUUUCGUCCCAGGUUCCCAUACUCGUUCCCAGCCCGGCCUGGGCACAACACUGAUGUUGUUAGCAACAAUCUGAUGCGUGUGGCAGACGUCUGGAUGGACGAGUACAAAAAACACUUUUAUAAUAUAAGAUUUGAUUUAAAGAGGAAACAGCAUGACGAUGUAAGCCAGAGGCUGGCCCUCAGGGAAAAGUUAAAAUGUAAAAAUUUCAAGUGGUACCUAGAUAAUGUCUACCCUGAAUUGGAGGUACCGGACACAAACUUUGCAGCGUCGGGCCAGGUCCGGAAUCCCUCUAGUGACAUGUGCCUGGACACACUUGGGAAGAAGGAUGAUACACCACUUGGACUGUAUCAAUGUCACGGACAAGGCGGAAACCAGUACUUCGUUAUGACGAGUAAAGGGGAGAUUAAAUCUGAGGACAACUGUCUUGACUUCAAUGGACAUGACCUCUAUCUUCGGGAAUGUGAUGGACUCGAGCUGAAUCAAAAGUGGCAGCUGAAGGACAACAGUAUUUAUCACCCCCGAAGAGACAUGUGCUUGGAUCGUGGGCGCGCUAACGGCCAAUACGCGCGUGUCAGGAAGUGCGAUGGACGCGAAUCACAAGUGUGGGAAUUCUCCAAAACAGACGAUAUGGAAUAAAUGCCCUUCACAAAAGUAUAGUGAGCCUUGGAAUCCUCCAAGAUAGACGAUAUGGAAUAAAUACCCUUUGAAAAAGCAUAGUGAGCCUGGGAAUUCUCCAAGACAGACGAUAUGGAAUAAAUACCCUUCACAAUAGCAUAUUGAGCCUUGGAAUUCUCCUAGACAGACGAUAUUGAAUAAAUACUCCUCACAAAAGCUUAGCGAUCCUUGGAGUUUUUUUCAAAAAGACAACAUGGAAGAAAUAUUAUUCAAAGUAGAUAGCGAGUCUUAAAAUUUUUUAAAACAGAUAGGAUUGAAUGAAUACUGCUCACAAAAGAGUCUAGGAAUUUUCCCAAACAGUCGAUACGUAACGAAUAGCAAAAUACUAGCGAGACUUGGAAAUCUCCAAAUCCCGAGUAAAGACUUUCUUCAAUGCUUCUUGACACUGGGUUUUUCAAAAGCUUCACCCCAUACCCAGGUGAAACGUUCUUAUUUAUUGUUGCAUGCUCGCCGUGUUUGAAUUCUCUAGCCUAUCGCAAUAUCGACAAAUUACUUCUCUCGAAGAUCUGUAUCCACUCGGACGCUGGUGAAUCAACAAAAACUUAAAUCCACCAGCGUGCCACUCAUUUCUUCGCACUCGAUCCGUUUCCUCUUCCUAACAGAAACAUGUUUGUGUAUCUAGCAUAAAUUUUCAAUUUAUAAUGUUUAAUAAAACCGUACAUUAUUUCUA
Molecule: messenger RNA, 2813 nt
Organism: Nematostella vectensis (starlet sea anemone)
Lineage: Eukaryota; Metazoa; Cnidaria; Anthozoa; Actiniaria; Edwardsiidae
Product: polypeptide N-acetylgalactosaminyltransferase 13
Exons: 8
Coding region: 251-2104 (617 amino acids)
Cellular component (GO): Golgi apparatus
Source: RefSeq, a predicted model, not a curated record